CAGCGAGAGUCUUUCCCACAUCAACCCAACCACAACUUUGCUAAUCUUCCAGUCCGCAAUAUCCCGAUGCCGAGUCACAGAGGGGAGCUGAGUAUCUCUUGAUCUUGCGAACACAAGGCGGAAUGGUUUGCACAUCCAUGCGUCCUGGACUUCGACCGAUCUCCGCUCCUCCAACUCAUUUUCUUGUUUCGUCCAAAUCACGGCCAGCAAGCUGCCACCUCUCGAAGGCUGCUCCACCAACUGAUGAAAUGAUACUCAAGGUGCAGCCCCCGCCGGCCAUGACCGAAGAUCGCGUUGAGAAGCUGGCGAUAGUCCUCAUGGGCGUGACGGGGUCAGGGAAAAGCACCUUCAUCUCUCUUCUGACCGACCAGAACGUGGAAGUCGGCCACGGCCUAGAGUCUCACACAACCGAGGCAGCUUCCUACACCUUUAUUGACAACCAAAAAGAGAUAAUCUUGGUUGACACACCGGGCUUCGACGACACGACUCGCCCCGAUGCUGAAAUACUCAAGGAGAUGGUCCAUUUCUUGCUGGCUCUGCACGACAGCAACGUACGUCUCGCGGGCAUUGUCUAUCUUCACCGCAUUACAGAUCCCCGGUUCUCGGGCACCGCCGUCAAGAACCUGGAGAUCCUGCAGAGAUUAUGUGGUCCUUCCAACUUUGACAGCGUUGCCUUGGUCAUGAACAUGUGGGACAGCAUCGACAUCGACACCGCUACUCAACGGGCAUCCGAACUCCGGCAAACGUUCUGGGCCCCCAUGCUGCAAGGUAACAGCAAAAUGACAUCGCACGCUGGGACACGGGAAUCCGCGCUGCAGAUCGUCCGGGAUCUCGCCGUCAAUGCCAAGCCGCGACUUGUUCUCUCCAUCCAACACGAGUUGGCUGUGGAGGGCAAGACACUUGAUACCACGGCAGCAGGCCAAUACGUUCAGAAAGAACUGCUCGAAGCAAAGGAAAAGCACCAACAAGACAUGUCGUACCUGAAAUCGAUCAUGGAUGACGCCGUCCGCGAGAAGGACGUCAACCUCCUCCGUGUUUUGCGUGAGGAACGAGACGCAGCCGAUGCCAAAGUUCGCGCCACUGUCUUGGAAACUCACCAACUGAACAUAACACUCGAUCAGCUUAUGACCCAAGAAGAACAUCACAGAGCUCGUAAACUCCUGCCUCCGAGCAACGGCAGACAGUCAAGCCAGCUGGGCGUUCCUUCGCAUGACUUCAACUCCUUGUCCCAUCAUCCUGCACAGAACUCAUAUGCGUCUAUCCCAAUGCAGAAGCAUAAUUUCGCCGCCUCGGUUCCAACAGCCACCUUUGACUACACCUCCCUAGGUCGCAACCCUUACACCGCAACAGGCUUCCAACAAGCCGUAAUCCCCUACCCUCCGCGGGCGAUGAUGAGCUCUGGGCCCACACUUCCGCUCCAUGGAGCGCAACAUCACUGCGUGCCAGAAUGCAAACAACGAUGCGAACAAGAGAGUCUCCAGCUCCUUCUCCGCAAGGCAGAGGAAGACGGUCGCAGUCUCAAGAGGGAGUUGGAGCACCCAACCCCUGGGCGAGACCCCAAUCAUCGUCACGAGGCAGGGUAUAGCAGCUCCGAGCGUCAAGGGGGUCGCGGACAUAGUGAUUUGGAGAGUAUGGCGAAAGGCUUGAGCAAAUUCAUGGCGAAGACGGCUAAGUGGAAGUCGCUAUGGAGCUCGGACGGUGGGGAGGGUGGGAAACAGCAAAGGAGGCCGGCUCAGAAUGACCUCGCGUAUGGUUCUUUGGGUUACCAGGGAGGGCCGUAUUAUUAAAAAGCGAGUCCGGUUCAGUACCUUGGGGUAGGCAGGUAGCUUGCGUUGUCUCGGGGUAGAAUCAGGGGAAGCUCAGUACAAACCAGGUCACCCCAGCUCAGGACGGCGGA
Molecule: messenger RNA, 1897 nt
Organism: Chaetomium fimeti
Lineage: Eukaryota; Fungi; Ascomycota; Sordariomycetes; Sordariales; Chaetomiaceae
Exons: 2
Coding region: 123-1787 (554 amino acids)
Molecular function (GO): GTP binding
Source: RefSeq, a predicted model, not a curated record